Molecule: messenger RNA, 4287 nt
Organism: Capsaspora owczarzaki ATCC 30864
Lineage: Eukaryota; Filasterea; Ministeriida; Capsasporidae
Product: splicing factor 3b
Exons: 1
Coding region: 81-4124 (1347 amino acids)
Biological process (GO): spliceosomal complex assembly
Cellular component (GO): U12-type spliceosomal complex; U2-type prespliceosome; U2 snRNP
Molecular function (GO): mRNA binding
Source: RefSeq, a predicted model, not a curated record
UUUUUUUUUUCUCUUUUUUUUUCCUUGUUUCUUUUUUUUUUUUUUUUUCUUUUCUUUCAUUCUGACACUCCCAUUGCGAGAUGCAGCAGCAAGCGGACGACGUCGAGGCCGAAAUCAGGCAGCUGCAGGCCAGCCGUCGCUCCAACAGCGCGACUGCGUAUGCGGACGACGACGGCAGCGAGGGCUACCUGAACGCAGGGACGACGACGACGGCAAAGUCGGGACAACGUCGCGGCAACGCUCAUCAGCAGCAGGGCCGCGGCCACUACGACCGCGAUGACGCUGAUCACGACGACGCUGAUCACGACGACGACGAUGCGGACGGCGACAACGGCGCGGGUGGACUCGUUGGUGGCGGCGAGCGCGCGAGGCAGCGCAGGCUCAAGCAGAUGGACAUUGACGUCGACGACGAGGAGAUUGGCUCUGCGGGCGACCCGACUGGCACGAUGGGCGCGCGACAGAGCCACCACACGCGGGCCAUGCAGGAGCUCGAGGCGGCGCACGCAGACCACGAUCCGUUCAAGGAGUUUCAGCGCAAAAAGCUCACCGAGACGGAAAGCGAGUACAGCGCACGGCGGCUCAACCGGAUGCUCUCCCCCGAGCGCGCAGAUCCGUUUGCUGCUGCUGUGGCUGCUGGCGCUAAAGGCGGAGCGGCGGCGGCGGCGGAUGGGUCGGGAGCAGCGACGGGACGAACGUACAAGCAGGCCAUGGAAGAGGCUGCCCUUCUGCGCGAAGAGGCCGAGCUCAAGCGCAAGAUCAAGGAGAAGCAAGACAAGGAGGCAGAGCAGCUGCAGCUGCAACAGCAGCAGGGCAUUGCGGCGGCACCCAUCGCAGCGCCUCGCAAGCGUCGCUGGGACCAGACUGCCAGCGACGUCCCUUCCACCGCUUCUGCUGCAGCAGCAACAGCAACAGCUGCCACGGACGAUGAUGCACCUGCAGCGAAACGCCCUGCACCAGCCCAGUCCGAGUGGGACGCCGAUGACGCCACCGUCAGCAGCAGCAUCCGUGCCCGCACUGCCGCUGCCGACUCUGGCGCGCCGUCGUCGGCCAGUCGCUGGGACGAAACCCCGCGCGCAGACUCAGCAGCCUCGACUGGCGGAGCGACUGGUGGAGCGACAGCUCGCCGCUCGCGUUGGGACGAGACGCCCGCAGCAGACCGCUCUGGCGCGGCGGCCGAAACGCCGCGCUCGCGCCGUUCCCGCUGGGAUGAGACGCCCGUUCACACCGGAGGAGGCCCUGGUGGUUUUGGUGCCGAGACCCCCGUGGGUGCUGCAGCAUACGGCGCCGCCACUCCGCUGGUUGGCGGCUUGGCCGGCAAGCUGGGCUUUGGCGCCGCGGCUCCCGGCCCGUCUUCCCGUCUCGACAUGGAGCUGAACGAGCGCAAUCGCUUUAUGAGCGACGACGAUCUUGACGCCAUUCUGCCAAAGGACGGGUACCGCAUCAUCAACCCGCCGGCCAGCUACGUGCCCAUCCGCACCCCUUCGCGCAAGCUUCAAGCCACUCCCGUGGGUGAGCACGGCGGCGCGCAGGCAGGCUUCUUUUUGCAAGAAGAGCAGCGCGGCAACCACCACGGUAUCGAGGCCAUUCAGCCACCGGGCGGCUUGCCUGCGCUCCGUCCCGAGGACAAGCAGCACUUUGCCAAGCUCAUGACCGAGGUCGACGAAGAUGCCCUCUCUGUCGAGGAGCUCAAGGAGCGGCGCAUCAUGAAGCUCUUGCUCAAAAUCAAGAACGGCACCCCGCCCGUCCGCAAGGUUGCCCUUCGCCAAAUCACCGACAAGGCCCGCGAGCUUGGCGCUGGCCCGCUCUUCAACCAAAUCCUUCCCCUGCUGAUGUCGCCGUUGGACGAGCAGGAGCGCCAUUUGCUCGUCAAGGUCAUUGACAGAAUUCUCUACAAGCUCGACGAGCUGGUUCGGCCGUAUGUGCACAAGAUUCUGGUGGUUAUUGCCCCGCUGCUGAUUGACGAGUCGUACUUUGCGCGCUCGGAAGGCCGCGAGAUUGUUGCCAACCUCGCCAAGGCUGCCGGCCUGCCGACCAUGAUCUCCGUCAUGCGCCCGGACAUUGACAACCCAGACGAGUACGUGCGGAACACGACCGCGCGCGCCUUUGCGGUGGUGGCCUCGGCUCUCGGCAUCCAGUCGCUCGUGCCAUUCCUCAAGGCUGUCUGCAAGAGCAAAAAGUCUUGGCAGGCGCGGCACACUGGCAUCAAGGUUGUCCAGCAAAUCGCCAUUCUGAUUGGCUGCGCAGUGCUGCCCCAUCUCAAGUCCCUUGUGGACAUUAUCGAGGAGGGCCUCAAGGACACUGAGCAAAAGGUGCGAACCAUCACUGCGCUUGCCAUUGCCGCCCUUGCCGAGGCCGCGACUCCGUACGGCAUCGAGUCGUUUGACUCUGUUCUCAAGCCGCUCUGGAAGGGCAUCAAGCACCACUCUGGCAAGGGUCUGGCCGCCUUCCUCAAGGCCAUUGGCCACAUCAUUCCGCUGAUGGACGCCGAGUACGCCAACUUUUACACCCGCGACGUGAUGGUCGUGUUGAUCCACGAGUUUGCGUCGCCCGACCCGGAAAUGAAGCUGAUUGUCCUCAAGGUCGUCAAGCAGUGCUGCUCGACGGACGGCGUCGAGCCCGCCUACAUUCGCGACGAAGUCCUGCCAGAGUUUUUCCGCCACUUUUGGGUGAGCAGAAUGGCUGCCGAACCCCGCAACUACCGGGCUGUCGUCGAAACCACCGUCGAGCUCGCAAGCAGGGUUGGCGUCUCUGACAUUGUGCGUCGCAUUGUGGACGACUUGAAGCACGAAAACGAGUUUUACCGCCGCAUGGUCAUGCAGACCAUCGAGAAGAUUAUCACCAACCUCGGUGCGGCCGACAUUGACUCAGACCUCGAGGUGCGCCUGAUGGACGGCGUCAUGCACGCCUUCCAGGAGCAGCAGCAAGAGGACCACGCCAUUCUCUCUGGCUUUGGUGUCGUAUGCAAUGCCCUUGGCCAGCGCACCAAGCCCUACUUGGCCCAGAUCUGCGGUAUCAUUUUGUGGCGCCUCAACAACAAGACGGCGCGCAUUCGCCAACAGGCUGCCGACCUCAUCUCGCGCACAGCCUCCGUCAUGAAAGCGUGCGACGAGGACGCGCAGCUCAAGCGCCUGGGCACGGUGCUCUACGAGUAUCUCGGCGAGGAGUAUCCCGAUGUCCUCGCCUCCAUCAUUAAUGCUCUGAAGGCGAUUGCUUCCGUGCUUGGCAUGCAGGACAUGAGCCCGCCCAUCAAGGACUUGCUUCCCCGCAUCACGCCCAUCCUUCGCAACCGUCACGAGCGUGUGGCCGAGGCCAUCAUCGACCUCGUCGGUCGUAUUGCCGAUCAUGGACCCGAGUUUGUUUCUGCUCGCGAGUGGAUGCGCAUUGCCUUCUUGCUGCUCGAGCUGCUCAAGGCGCCCCGAAGGUCCAUCCGCCGCGCUGCUGUCAAUACCUUUGGCUACAUUGCCAAGGCCAUUGGCCCUCACGACGUGCUGACGACGCUGCUCAACAAUCUCAAAGUCCAAGAGCGACAGCUGCGUGUCUGCACGACCGUGGCGAUCGCCAUUGUUGCCGAAACCUGCGCGCCAUACACUAUUUUGCCUGCGCUCAUGAACGAGUACCGUGUGCCCGAACUCAACGUUCAGAACGGUGUGCUCAAGUCACUGUCCUUCCUUUUCGAGUACAUUGGCGAAAUGGGCGUGGAUUACGUGUACGCCGUCACACCUCUGCUCGAGGAUGCACUGAUGGACCGCGACAUGGUUCACCGGCAAACCGCUUGCUCUGUCGUCAAGCAUCUUUCGCUUGGCGUGUAUGGCUUUGGCUGCGAGGACGCGCUCACUCAUUUGCUCAACUAUGUCUGGCCAAACAUUUUCGAGACCUCGCCGCACGUGAUUAACGCCGUCGUUGACGCCAUCGACGGCUGCCGCGUUGCGCUUGGUCCCUGCCGCAUUCUUCAGUACGUUCUCCAAGGCAUGUUCCACCCCGCCCGCCGUGUUCGCGACAUUUAUUGGAAGGUGUACAACAACGCCUACAUUGGUGCGCAGGAUGCCUUGGUGGCCCAUUACCCUCGCAUUCCCAACGACGAGCGCAAUACCUACGCGCGACCGGAGCUGGACUACCUGUUCUAAGCCGCGACGUUGCUUGAUGUUUGGUUGUUGUUCUUUGCUCUUCUUCCUUUUUCUGGUUGUGUCAUCUGUGUUGCACCUUUUGUCUCUGUUCUUCUUCUCUGCCACUGUGGCCAUCCACCACACGAUUUGGCGAAAAAUAAAGAAGUAAAACCAAACAAACAAA